Messenger RNA from Haliotis rubra (blacklip abalone), 955 nucleotides. Its product is annotated as tryptophan 2,3-dioxygenase-like. Gene Ontology annotation, molecular function: metal ion binding; heme binding; L-tryptophan 2,3-dioxygenase activity. NCBI's taxonomy places the organism in Eukaryota, Metazoa, Mollusca, Gastropoda, Lepetellida, Haliotidae. The transcript has 9 exons. The coding region runs from base 1 to 738 and encodes 245 amino acids. The record is from RefSeq and is a predicted model, not a curated record.
AUGGACAAUUGUCAAGACUGGGGAAAUGUCGUCUUACACAGUUCCAUCAACCGCCUGCAGAGAGUAGCAAUGGUGCUACGGUUGGCUGUGGAGCAGUUCCACAUCCUGGAGACGAUGCCGUCUCUAAACUUUGCGGACUUCAGAGACAAGAUGAUCGGGCGUUCGGGGUUCCAGAGUCUCCAGUUUCGAAAGAUCGAGAAGCUUCUUGGAAUCAAGGACGAGAAGCGUCAUAAAUAUGGAGGACAGCGUUACGUGGACAAGAUGAAGACAGAGGAUAAGGAUGUUCUCCAGAAGUACCCAGACCAAGUUGAUGGGGGUACACUCCUGGAUGUUCUUCAAGUGUGGCUUGAAUCUACCCCUGGAAUAGACGACAGGCAGUUCUGGGACAAGUAUGAUAAAAACGAGGUGAACUGGGGUCCCUGGCAAAUGAGUCAACGGUCGCUGCAAGGAGCUCUUCUCAUCAUGCUGCACCAGGACAAACCUGAGUUCCAGCUGCCGUACCAGCUCCUCACACUGCUGAUGGACAUAGAUGUCGCCCUCAUGAAGUGGCGGAGUACCCACAUCCAGAUGGUACACAGGAUGAUAGGCCAGAAGCAGGGCACUGGGGGCACUUCCGGCUACGAAUACUUACGAGCUACCUACAGUGACGAUUACAAGGCUUUUGGUGACAUCUUCAAGAUGGCAACAUACUUACGGCCUCGAGUGGAAAUUCCCGAACUUGACACCCAACAUGACUGAACCUGGCAUCUGAUGGCCAGCCUCUAAGACGUCUUCCCUGACAUGCAUAAAUGCACAUAUACCCAUGUAUACGUACCCAAAUAUUUACAGCUUGGAUUCAAUUAUAUUCUUGAGCAAAACGUGCUAAAACAUGUUUGGAUGUAAACAAUAUGCUUAACAUUACAUUGGAAAUUUUAAAAAUUAUAUCAACACACUAUCAACUGCAAUCUUUCUAUGA